Molecule: messenger RNA, 1062 nt
Organism: Punctularia strigosozonata HHB-11173 SS5
Lineage: Eukaryota; Fungi; Basidiomycota; Agaricomycetes; Corticiales; Punctulariaceae
Exons: 6
Coding region: 1-1062 (353 amino acids)
Biological process (GO): fungal-type cell wall polysaccharide metabolic process
Cellular component (GO): fungal-type cell wall
Source: RefSeq, a predicted model, not a curated record
AUGAUCUCCGUGCUACAUAAGGACGAGUGGUUAUGCCCAGGUAAGUUCAAUAAAGCCGUCAUGCUUUCAUGGAAAUCAAGGACCUGGGCCACCCAUGCUUGCUUCAUAUGCCUCGUCAUCUUCAACCAAGUCGAGCCUUGCACCGCCGCACCGCAAUCGUUGCCUGUACACGAUUUCCCCGACCGUUCUGUCACCAGCUCCUCCAAGGCGGGUCUGGCCUGGCCAAAUGGUCAGUCUGUCGACAUUACGCAAUAUCAGACAACAGGCAAAGUGUCCUGGUAUUAUUCCUGGGGGCCGAGCCCUACGAACACGAAGCUUGAGUUCGUCCCAAUGUUGUGGGGUCAAUCCCAAGUCGACCAGUUUUCCACGACCAUCAACAAUACCAUCGAAGCCGGUGGUAUAACUGCAGUCCUUGGCAUGAACGAGCCACAGGAGGCAGGCCAAUCAAAUCUAACACCAGAAGAAGGGGCAGCAAUGUGGAAAACGUAUCUCGAGCCAUUGCGUUCGCGGGGAGUUCGACUGGGCAGUCCUGCGCCUUCCAGCGCACCGUCAGGGAAGACUUGGAUCCAGGACUUCCUGACCAUUUGCGAUGGUGGCUGCACCAUUGACUUCAUAGCCCUGCACUAUUACGACGUAAACGCGACUGCAAUGAUCGAAUAUCUGGAAGAUUUCCGCAAUACGUUCCAACGUCCCAUCUGGGUCACAGAAUGGGCCUGCCAGAACUACAACGGCGGUAGCCAAUGUUCCAUGGACGACAUUGAGUUGUUCCUCAACAAGACGCAGUCGUUCAUGGACCAAUCGGACUUCGUAGAACGCUAUGCGUGGUUUGGUGCGAUGGAAAAUAUGCAAGGCGUCAAUUCCAAAGAUGCGCUGAUGACCUCGAAGGGCAAAAUCAACGACCUGGGCAAGCAAUACAUCGGAGAAAGUAGCCCCGACACCAACGGCAGCGGCGGUGCUGACGGUCCGUCGGUUUCCGCUGCGCCCACGACGGCGACGGCGCCGAUCCCGCUCGCAGUGCUAUUCGCUGGCACUGCUGCGAUCAUCGCCCAACUCGCUCGAUGA